GAUAUCAACAUGGCAGAGUGGGAUCUGACGACAGUAAUUGGAUCGUAUUUAGAUCGCCAUCUGGUCUUCCCUCUCUUAGAGUUUUUGUCAGUAAAAAAGAUUUACAAUGAAGAUGAACUUCUAUGUGGCAAAUUGGACCUGCUUAAUAACACCAAUAUGGUUGAUUUUGCUAUGGAUGUACAUCGGAACCUAUAUCCCGAUCAAGACAUUCCCCAGGAACUUCAUGACAAAAGAAGCCAAGUUGUGAACCAACUUCAGAAGCUGCAGUCUGAAACUGAACCUAUCUUCAAAAUUGGUUUUGAUCCAGAGGUGUCCAGGCAGAUGCAGACCACUAGAGACAGUCGCCAGCUUGUGGAGUUUCUCAUGAAGAAUUAUGAUUUUAAGCCUUCAAUGAUUGAUACCCUCUACACCUUUGCAAAAUUUCAAUUUGAAUGUGGAGAUUACUCUCGUGCUGCUGUAAAUCUAUAUUUUCAUCGAGCACUGGUACCAGGAACAGACAAAAACUUUUUAAAUGGACUCUGGGGUAAACUUGCAGCAGAGAUCUUGAUGCAGAAUUGGGAAACUGCUUUAGAGGAUCUAAACAAAUUGAAGGAAUAUAUUGAUGGAAAUGCUUUCGGUUCUCCCUUACAAUCUCUUCAGCAGAGAACUUGGUUAAUUCACUGGAGUCUCUUUGUGUUUUUCAACCACACAAAAGGAAGAGAUUUGAUCAUUGAUAUGUUCCUUUUCCAACCUCAAUAUCUUAAUGCUAUUCAGACAGUUUGUCCACACAUAUUAAGAUAUUUGACUACUGCAGUCAUCACUAACAAACAGCGACGAACAGCCAUGAAGGAACUGGUCAAGGUUAUCCAGCAGGAAAGUUACACCUAUAGAGACCCAAUCACAGAGUUUGUAGAAUGUCUUUAUGUGAACUUUGACUUUGAUGGAGCACAGAGAAAAUUACGAGAAUGUGAAACUGUUUUAGACAACGACUUCUUUCUGGUUGCUUGUUUAGAUGACUUUAUUGAAAAUGCUCGACUUUUCAUUUUUGAGACUUUCUGCCGUAUUCAUGAGUGCAUUUCCAUUGAUAUGUUGGCCCAGAAACUAAACAUGACACCAGAAGAAGCAGAAAGAUGGAUUGUAAAUUUAAUCCGAAAUGCUCGGUUGGAUGCAAAGAUUGAUUCGAAAUUGGGCCAUGUGGUUAUGGGUACUCAAGCAAUAUCGCCUUAUCAACAACUUAUAGAGAAGACAAAGGCCCUGUCUUUCCGAACGCAGAUUCUAGCAAUGAACAUUGAAAAGAAAAUCAAUGCCAACAAUCCAGAAAGGAUUCAACAGUGGGGAGCCCAGGACUUUUAGCAAAGAAUAAAUUAGCAGCUGAUUCUAAGGAAUACAAACUGUUAAGCAAAUUGAAUUGUAAAACAACAAAUUUGGCAGAUGUAUUGUUUAUAAUAAAAAGAAUGUGUUCUCAAA
This is a messenger RNA of Limulus polyphemus (Atlantic horseshoe crab), 1446 nucleotides long. It is a transcript of the gene eIF3e, whose product is annotated as eukaryotic translation initiation factor 3 subunit E-B-like. The record is from RefSeq and is a predicted model, not a curated record. Gene Ontology annotation, molecular function: translation initiation factor activity. Gene Ontology annotation, cellular component: cytoplasm; nucleus; eukaryotic translation initiation factor 3 complex. Lineage: Eukaryota; Metazoa; Arthropoda; Merostomata; Xiphosura; Limulidae. The transcript is spliced from 12 exons. The coding region runs from base 10 to 1332 and encodes 440 amino acids. Gene Ontology annotation, biological process: translational initiation.